This is a messenger RNA of Brassica rapa (field mustard), 2541 nucleotides long. Its product is annotated as transcription initiation factor TFIID subunit 4b. The record is from RefSeq and is a predicted model, not a curated record. Gene Ontology annotation, cellular component: transcription factor TFIID complex. Gene Ontology annotation, biological process: transcription initiation at RNA polymerase II promoter. Gene Ontology annotation, molecular function: DNA binding; protein heterodimerization activity; RNA polymerase II general transcription initiation factor activity. NCBI's taxonomy places the organism in Eukaryota, Viridiplantae, Streptophyta, Magnoliopsida, Brassicales, Brassicaceae.
AUUUGUUCAUCUACCUUUUCUCCCGGCGUUUUGCUUAUAUCCUUUCGUGGGCGUUGGAGCUUUAUUAUUAAAAAAAUCAAUGGAUCCUUCAAUUUUCAAGCUCCUCGAAGAAGACGAGGAUGAAUCGAUGCAUUCGGGAGCUGAUGUAGACGCCUUCCAGGCCGCUCUUAAUCGAGAUAUUGAAGGUUCCGCUUCACUCCCCACUGUGCAAGGCAACAGCCAGUCUCCCACUGAACAGUUUACCACAUGGACUAAUGGUAUCCGAGAUUCUACUAUCAAUCUCCAUACCCAGAUGAAGGAGCAACUACAAGGAUCACGUGUAGAAAAUCAACACCAACGCGCAGAUGAAUCUCAUUCGCAAGACCUCCUCCACCAAGCAGGUCAGCGCUGGGAGAAUCCUUCACAGGUGCCCCACCCAACGGAAAAGAAUCUUACUGGUAAUCAAGUGAGUGAAUCUCAGUAUUCAAAGCUGCAAAAGAUGAGUAGCCAACAAGCUCGCGGUGUGGAACAGCCUGUUAACCCUAUCAACCGCAACCCUAAGCAAGUUCCAUUUGCUGCUUUGCUUCCUACCUUAAUAUCCCAACUCGAUAAAGACAGAGCUAUGCAGCUCCGUACCCUUUAUUCUAGACUUAAAAAAAAUGAAAUCCCCAAAGAGGGGUUCACACGACAUGUGAAGGAGAUUGUAGGUGAUCAGAUGCUUAGGAUGGCAGUUAGUAAACUACAGCAGGUGGGUUUAAACCAGGGAAAAAUGGGAAUUCAAGCUCCUACUGAAAUCAAUAAUAAAAAAUCUGAGUCUGAUCCUCGUGGAGUCGUCCUCCUUAACCAACUUCCGCCGUCAACAGGCAGUUCAGUUCCUGUGCAGGGAUUUACAAAUCAUCCUCAGCAUAACCAGAUGCAGCGCCCACCAAGUUCGUUUCCUAUGUAUACCAGCUCUGGUAGUUUUCACUCAUUCCCGGGUCCAAGCACCAAUGUUUCUGGUUCCUCGUUGAGACCACACCUUCAUGAUUCCCAUAUGAGACAUGUGGCACUUAACCAGGCCGUGGGAUCAACUGGUCUUGGAGCACCUUCCCAGUCUACCACAAACAUGAUGACUGCGCCCAAGUUUGAGAGACCAGCUUCUGUAAAUGAUCCUAGUAGGGUUCAAGGCGGCGCUACUUCACACUUCCAGAACAGCUCAUCGUUGCCUCUAAAUUCUGUACCUAGUCAAGGAUCAUCACUGUCCCAUGUGAAGCAAGAAUCAGUUGAACAAAGUUUUGAACAGAAUAAGGCAGCCCCAGGGACUUCGAAGGAGGAUUUAGAGAAGGAGUCCUGUAGAAUGGUUUUAUCCGCACCUAGCAAUAUUGACGCUAACACAUCAAUGAAUGCUCGUGGUCCGUUGGGUACGUCACAAGCAGGAUUUAAUGCUAGGAUGCCACCCAAAAAGCCAACUGUCGGUCAGAAGAAACCACUGGAGACAUUAGGUUCUUCACCGCCACCACCAAGCAAGAAGCAAAAAGUGGUGCAGAAUUCUAUGGAUCAAAGUAUCGAACAGCUCAAUGAUGUCACUGCAGUCAGUGGUGUCAAUCUCAGGGAAGAGGAAGAACAAUUAUUUUCCGGGGGCAAGGAGGAUAGUCGUGUUUCUGAAGCAUCUCGUAGAGUUGUGCACGAAGAGGAAGAAAGAUUAAUUUUGCAGAAAAGUCCACUGCAUAAAAUGCUGGCAGAAAUAAUGGCGAAAGUUGGGCUAAAGCAAAUAAGCAAUGAUGUUGAACGGUGCUUGUCUUUGUGUGUGGAGGAAAGGAUGCGAGGACUAUUAUCUCAUAUCAUUCGGUUGUCAAAGCAGCGGGUUGAUACUGAGAAAUCUAGACACCGGACCUUUAUCACGUCUGAUAUUCGGCUACAAAUCAACGAAAUGAACCACAAAAUGAAAGAGGAAUGGGAAAAGAAACAGGCUGAAGCAGAAAAACUUAAGAAAUCAAGCGAGAGUGAAGAAGGUGAUGGUGGAGUGGAUAGUGAGAAGGAGAAAGAAGACAACCGUUCAAAGGGUUUGAAGGGAAAUAAAGAGGACGACGACAAAAUGAGAGCGACAGCAGCAAACGUUGCUGCUCGUGCUGCUGUAGGAGGAGAUGACACGUUUUUGAAAUGGCAACUAAUGGCAGAAGCUCGUCAGAAGUCUGUAUCCGAAACUGGAAAAGACGGGAAUCAGAAAACUACUUCAGGUGGAGGAAGAAACUCCAAGGAGAGACAAGAUGGUGGACGUCGGUUUUCUGGACCUGGUGGUCGAAGAUUAGGGAAGAACCAAGGUCCAUCGCUUCAACCAAAAGUGGUGAGGACAAUCUCGGUGAAGGAUGUGGUUGCUGUCCUAGAAAGGGAGCCUCAGAUGUCUAAAUCCACUCUAAUGUAUCGAUUAAUUCAAUAGAAACGCUUCACUGUCUCAGAAUCAAAUAUUAUUUGGUGAUUACAUGUAUUUCGAUUAGGCAGACAUUACACUUAUGGCCAUGAAAGCGAACCAUAUUGAUGUAGAAAUCAAGUGGAAUGACUAAAAAUGCAAAGAGAAAGAAGAAA